AUGGAGGUUUUGGCGGACUUUUGUUUACAGGUGCGGCACCAGAAGUGUGACUCUUCGAUUCUCUUCAAAUUUUGGUCAUCUACUGUAAAAAGGUCAUAUAGAAAUCGCUGAAAGCUUUAGCACGUGAUUUGCAGACGCAUUCCGGAUGUUCGACAAUCUUUUCAAAGUGCAAAAAGGAGAAGAGUCGAGCGUAAAAAACGGUUUUCGGAUCAAAGUUCUAGAUAUGGCCGACUAGGGACUCGUGAGGGCAAAGGGGUUGUAUUUUCCCGGAGAGCCUUGUAUAGCGCGACCUAAAAACCGAGUGUUUUGUUGCACGAUGCUUUACUCUUAAUCUUGAACAUGUUUCUCAUAGAAAAGAUUAUUUCAACUACUUGCUAUGAACUUUAUAUUGCACAUACUAGCUUAAUGACCUUUUUUGUUUCGAUAACUAAACUACAAAGUCCUACAGACUUUCUGAACAGCUAUAUAGACCAAUCAGACUGUCAUGAAACCCUAUCCCUCCUCCCUUUUCUCCUGUAUCCCCUCAUUUCCUCAAAAUUUUUAAAAAAUUACAUCACCAUAUAUCAUAAACUACACAAUUACCUCAUGACAUGGCUCGCCGUUUCCGUAAUCGUCUCCCUCCGGACAUUACGGCGGAUCCAUAAAUAAUGUUCUCCGAGAUAAAAUUUUAAUUGGACCGGCCGCGUUCUGGGCCGCGGCUCCGUUUCCCCGCCGGCCCCACGAAUUAUGAAGCGCAUUGUUUUCUUGUUGUUAUUUUUGCCGCUUUCUUGGUUUCUGUGGGAUUAGGAGCCGGUGUGUGAUAUCGCUGGGAGACGUGGAAUUGCGUGUGACUUAUUGUUGGGGUUAUUUCGGUUUCGGGAGUUGGGGUAAGAGACUGGACUAAAUUUAGAGAUAAUCAGAGGAAAUUACAUCUAAAUUAAGGUAAAUCUCUGUCUUUUUGAAUAUUACUCGCGUCUUGGAGCUUGAGUAUAAUUUUCAGAGCUUGAAAUAGGAUAAAAAGCAGUUUUAUAUGCCAAAAAAUCAAGAAAAUCUUUAAAAAUAUCCAAUUUUCCUUAUUUAGUCAUCUCAGGGUAGUGUAAUAUAUUUUUCUCUAUUUUCCAACAGCUUUUGUGGUCAGACAGACAUUAUUUGGUAUUACAAAGAUUAUCGCCCAUAGUAGUCAUAAAAUAAAGAAUGAUAACUAUAGGAAGUGAUAUAAAACUACUGGUUUUACAAUAUUUUAGUCAUCUACAUAUAUGGGAUGUUUGAUCUUUAUUGGGGUCAGACAGGUAUUUCCGGGUAAAAUUUUGCAUUAUUAUUAAUACUGGUUCCCUAAGAUUUCAGUGUUCACUCUAAGAUAAAUUGGAAUCCUUUAUUUAGUCAUCAAAUUUUAAGCACCAACCUUAUUUUUAGCAGAUCUCGAUGAUUUUUUUUGUAUAGAAAACCUGGGUUUUGGGGUAUUUUACAAAAAUAUUUGGUGAUUUAUCACCGUAUUUUAUUUCAUUUCGUGUAAUAAUCUCUUACUUACCGCGCGAAACCAUUGAAAAUCGGCAUAAUGAUCUCCUAUUUCCCCAAUCUUCCAGGAUCUUCCCUCAAUCGCUCAAGUCGCUUCGACCAAUCACCGCCUUCGCCGCUCAACCCCUUCAAACAUUCUAAAAGCCUUUCAACUUCAUCCGCAAGUCCUAUUUUUAUAUCCCAACAACUUGACGGCAAUAUUCAUCCAUCUACCCAAAAAAGUUCUCCACCAAAAAAAAGCGGCCGAACCCCCUAAACUUCGGCCGAAUUUCCCCCAACAAAGAAGUUUAACCGACUAGUUGGGAUAUAAAACAGUUCUUUAUCGCAUUUUGGAAGAAAUCUUUGGCCAGAAAUUCGAAGAUUUUGAAAGUCGGUCAAGUUGGGAUUUCGACUGUUUAGCCUCGGGCGAAAUGGACCGAAGAAGAGGUUGUAAGCCAGUUUGGAAGAAGAGUUUGGAGUCGUAAAUGUGGUAAGUUCUGUUUUUACUGUUUUGCAAAGAUUUUUGUAAAAUACGGGUAAAGGAAAAUUUAUUUUAUAUUACUUUAGGUAACAGAUAGUACCUAUGUUUUCGGUAAAAAAUCUGACACUCUUAUCCUAGCAGUAGUCUCAAAAAAUACUUUAUAUGCCAUUUUAAUCCUCAAAAAAUACUAAAGACUUUAAAAAAUUCAAAUCUCCCGCCAUUUUUUCAAGAUCUUGGCAUUCUGUUUUAAAGGCCUAAAAUAGAUAAAAAUUACCUAAAAAGUUGUAAAAUACGAAUGUCCUAUAAAAAAUAUUCUAAAUUUUAAAAAAUUCAAAUUUCCCGCCAUUUUUUUCAAAAUCUUGGCAUUCUGUUUUAAAGGGCUAAAAUAAGGAAAAAUCACCAAAAAAAUUGUAAAAUACGAAAAUUAUAUUCUUUGUGCUAUGAAAUUUUUUUACGUCACCUUUCAUCGCUUGACAUUUUUAUAUUACACAUGGCAAGUCUAAUAUGAAAACCCGACAAAAUUUGUUUAGAAGUCACAUUUUUGACCUCACGGUGGUCGGAGUCUCCGCCAGACUCUGAAACGACCGUAAUUAGCAGCGAAUUCACGUAAAAACAAGAUUACCUCGCAUUCCACUAAUAUUUUCAUCGGAAUUUAUGGAAAUUAACGGGGGCAUUUACAACCUUUUUGGGUGUAAGCACGCAAGGUCGUUUUCGGAACGACCAAAAAAACGCUGCCACUCCACCAAUUUUAUUCAUUUCACUCCGCUUUCAAUGUAAUUACUGUGAAAUUUUCAGCGGAAAAUUGGGCCGACCCUCAUUCCCCGUCCAAUAGAACCCCCUCCCGGCUUACUGUAAUUUUCCCGCACGCCUCAGCCCGCCGCUCAUGGAUGGACUGGCAGAGGUGUGCCCAGUCGUCGACUUCCCGUCCACGACCACCCCUCCCACGGGUCCCCGACGCUCAGGACGCCCGCUUCGACCCGAAACCGCAUCGGAUUUGGAGUGGAAGCGCGUACAAAUGGAUCUUGUUCAUGUUGUUCUGCCUUUUGAUGGUCGAAGGCGCGGCCGGACGGUGAGUCGUGGAUUUUGGUGUUGGUUAAACAGGGUUUUCUCUUUAUUAAAGCCAUUUAGACCUUGUUUUAGUCAUUCUUUCCCACAUAAAUCUUCAUUUUUUUUCAUUUUUUUGUCAUCAAACGUCAUUAUUAUGUAUUUCCUCUGGUAAUAAGUGAUUUUUAGUUUCGAAAAAUGCCUAGACUCUAACUUAUUCACCAGUACUUUGCCCAGAAUACGCCCUAGAGAACUUUUUUGACCUCGACAUCCGCAAAAACCAAAAAACAUUUCCUUAAAUACCAAAAUUAGCUUUGUUACAAAUUCUUAAAGAGUAACCAAUUCACGUACUUCCUGGAAAGUCCCCAAAAAGCCUCUAAAGUGCACGAAACAUGAGAGAAAAUUAAAAAAUCGUAAAAUUCGAUCAAAUUUUUAAAAAAUUGACGAUUUCUCAAGGUUCUAUGGCAUUUUCCCUGAGGCUAGAUGAUAAAUUGGACCUCUGUUGGUCUAAUCUUUCUUUAUCAUCCGAUUUUUUCCCCUACUGAUAUUCUGUUCUCUUCAGAAAAGCCUUUUACCGUCGAAACUCCCGUCAUCUCCGCCGUCUCUCUCGUUUAUACGACUGGGAAGUGGAUGAUCAAGGCACGUUUCGGCCGGUUAUUGACGCCAAACGGGUGGAACGCUCGACACCAGCGCGAACCGAACACUGCUCCAACGAUUCCUUCAUUUUGGAGACCAUUCUUCACAAGUACAACCCGCACAAAAUCCCGGGCGGCAAAGUCAGCGUAACGGUGGAGGUUUGGGUCCAGGAGAUCACUACCAUCAGCGACAUCACUUCCGAUUUCCAGGUGGGAAAUUGGGGCUUUGAAAGUUACGCACAAAGCAAAAUUUUUGGGUUUUAAAAAUAUGUACUGUGAAGUCGCUAAAUGUCAUCAACCUGAUGGAAAUGAAAUAAAAAAACCUAAAUUUCAGCUAGACAUUUACAUCAGUGAGAUGUGGAACGACCCUUCGUUGGAUUACUCUUGGAUGGAGCCUUGUAAACAUAAUCUUUCGUUGAACAGUGUGCUCCUGGAGAAGUUAUGGACUCCAAAUUCGUGUUUUAUCAACUCAAAAACAGCGGACAUCCAUCGCAGUCCAUUUCCCAACAUUUUCCUGCUGAUUUACGCUAAUGGCUCAGGUAGGAAAUAAGACAUGCAAAUCUUUUUUUUUAUGCAAAUUUUAUGCAAAUUUCCAAUUGAUUUGAGAAAUAAAAGCUGUAUGUAGCCUGCCAAAGCUGCUAAACGCCUAUUACUUUCAAAAGGAAGACGUUAAAAUUCAAAAAUUCAAAUUUCCCGCCAACUUUCAAAACCUUUGGCAUUCUGCAACAAGCCGGUUUUUUGCUCAAACCUUGCCCCAGAGACUUCUAGAGUUGAGCUGGCUUGCAAUAUCGCCCUCUGUUCUUUUUACUGUAGCCUUUUUUUUGCUUUUUUCUGUCCCGUUUUCCACCAAAUCAUUUUUUUUCAAAAAGUCCCGGAAAUGAACGUCUAGGACGACAAUUAUACUCUCGUCGAACUCUAGACUAUAAUCCCACAUCAAAGCUAAACCCGUCUGCUGUAAUCGAAUCUCGGCUCCAUCGGGAUUUGAUUUAGGCGGACGAAAACACGGCGACAUCACUUUUAUCACGCUAUAACGGGAAAACGCCGGAACAAUCCAAUUUCCGCCUUCGGCGCGCAGAAGAGGUCAUGAGGGAAAUUUUUGAGGCCACUAGGACUAUAAGCGAAUUUGUGCAAAUAUAAGGCACAUCAGACGUCGUAGAGAACGUGGGAAAAGGAAAAUUCAACAUUUUUGCAAAAAAUUUUAAAAACUCGGUCGUCAUUGGAUGAUCAAAUUAAAUUGUGAUACAAGUUUAUCAUUGUGGCGUCAAAUGAUGACGUUUUUAAAUCUGAAAAAUCAGAGUUAAAAAUCUUCAAAUAAAAUGUGUCAUGAUGACAUAUUUUUGGCAAUAUGAAAAUUUCGGCACGUAAUAUUUUUACUUGGUCGUAAUUAAGCUUGAAAAGUCUAUUUUCGCCUCCGGCUCAAUCAACACUAUAGUUUCAAGAGAAGUCAUCAUGACGGAUUUUCUGGAAAUUUUCGGAGAUUUCAAAAAUCACUUGCAAGUUCAAUUCUUGUAUCAUGAAAAGUCUAAUAUGUCCUUCUAUGCGAAAUUAGAAACUAUUUACUAUGUUUUUAUACAACUAUUUUUACUUGCAGUCUGGACAAAUUACCGGUUGAAACUUCAAGGGCCAUGUGGAAUGGAUCUAACCCGUUUUCCCUUCGAUAAUGUCACCUGCACUUUGACUUUUGAGAGCUUCAAGUAAGGCCCCACUAUUUUUACAAAUAUUUUGUUAUCAGCAUUACAGUAAUCAUUGCUAUUAUUUCCAGUUACAACAUCGCUGAAGUGGAGAUGAAUUGGUCGCCGUUGGGAGUGGCGCCAAUGCGAGAGAAAAUGGAGCUGGCCGAUUACGAAUUGGACCGCAUCGACAACGUCCGACAUGAGGUCCCAUAUCCCGCGGGUCAAUGGCACGAGCUCACGAUGAUGUUUCAUUUCAAACGAAGGGCCGGAUGGUAUAUUCUACAAGCUUAUCUCCCCACCUACCUCACUAUUUUUAUCUGUAAGUCCUCGCGUUAUGUGCUACUGCGUAUUUUAAACAUUAAUUUGGUAGGGCCCGUCUAUGUGCUUCCAGUAGUCAGGGGCCAAAAAUCAAGCCCUAAAAAUUGCAGCUCGCCCGUAGCGGCAGGCCCACGCUUGCGGGCAACCACUUUGCGGGCACCUUGAAAAACCACGGAGAUUCUGCAGGCCUGUUUUGAAAUCAGCCAACAUUUGCUUACAGCUGGAAAUUCAAUCGAUCAACUUCGCAGCUAGAUGUUGCGGAUUAAGUUUCUAGGUGCAUAAGUGGCUUGAAUAGUUAGUUACCAUAGGCUUAUCCGGGUAGUUUUACCAUUUUUUGAAAACAAACUGCCAUAACUUUGAAAGCAGUGGAAAAAUUUAAUAGAUCUGUGUACUCAUCAAUAUUGGGGAGUCGCCAAUGUAAAAUUUCCAUCAUACUACGUAGAUUACGAAAGGGAAAUCGUAAUUUUAAUCAAAAAAUGUCAGCUGCCCGCAAAGUGGAUGCCCGCAAGUGUCGCUACGCAUAGCCGGGAUAUUCAAGGUCUUUUCAGACAAAAGACUAUGCAAAAUGAGGAGAGACGGUCAGAGAAAAAGGGAUGUUUCAGUUAAAAUCUGUCUUCUCUGACCACCUCUCCUCACUUUUUACAGUCUCUGGUUCGAAAAGAUCGCUGAAUAUCUCGACAGAGCUAAAAUCUUCAGGAUUUUCGAAAUGACCCACACAAAGUAUGCUGAUAAUGUCUUAUAAAUCCGACAGUCACACUAUGGCAGGUCCUCUUUUUUACAACAGAUUACUGCUAAACAACCGUUGUUAUCUCACACCUAUAACUUUCAAAUCCUCUUUUUUCAGCAUGGAUCUCUUUUGUACUGGGUACCAAUGCCAUUCCGGCUCGCACAAUGUUGGGUGUAAAUUCAUUGCUUGGUAAGUCAACCAACGAAACACCCCAUAGAUACUACCACAACGUCCUAUAACCUCACUUUUCAGCUAUGACCUUCCAAUUCGGAAAUAUCAUCCGAAAUUUGCCUCGCGUCAGUUACGUAAAAGCCAUCGACAUCUGGCUUCUCUCAUGCAUGACGUUCGUCUUCUGCUCACUCUUGGAGUUGGCGUGGGUCGGCUAUCUGAGUCGGCAGGACUCGGAUAAUCCGGCGGCGAUGGCGGUAAAACCCUCGAAUCAAUCGAUGGAUUCUGCGCCGGCAACGACGAUUCACAUAAAACCGAUCAAGUCGGCCUCACCUCUGCCGCCACAUCAUAUCGAACCACCGCAAUACACGGCCAGCGACAACAACAGUUGCGGAUUUUUGCAACGGUAAGAGUUUGAGGGGAUUUCUAAUUGUAAGAUAUACGCGGGAUUUUUAGCACGCGCCUUGCAUAAACGACUGAUUUUUCGCAAAAAUCUCCGGUACUUCUGCAAUGCACGACCUAAAAACUGAAAAAAAAACUCUUUAUAAAAAGUGCUUUCUACAGUCACGGACCCGAUCCAGUAGCAAAUAACGUACCAUUUUGCAUCCGGGAAGCAUCAAAAAUGUGGCAAAAUGCUUCCCUCUCCAAGUGAAAAAACUUCGUUUUGAAGGGUUUGCCUCACAAAAAAAGCGGGCGCGCUUUUAAAAUCAGAGUUUUCUCACUUGGAAAGGGAAGCAUUUUGCCACAUUUUUGAUACUUCCCGGAUGCAAAAUGGCACGUUUUUUGCCACUGGAUCAGGUCCGCCACUAUUAGUGACCGCGAACACCAUAACCUUAACUUUCAGCCGUCUAACCAGCCGCUCCAAGGAGAACGAAGAGGAGCAUCAAAAGCUUCUCAACAAUUCCAACGACUACGGCUACAUUCCUCCCGGUUAUGGUCUGAAUGGCAAUCUGAAGUCGGCAAUGUCCGCCAUAGCCGGCCCCUGCGCUUGUCAUAAUCCAGGCUCUCAGUUCCCGGCACCAACUCCCCUAGAGCAACGAGUCAUGAACGCGUACGGAGAGGGCCAGCGGAUCCAUCAAGACGGUCUCAUGAAUACCUCAAUGUACAGCGAGGACCCGGCGCUCCCGCCGCCAAUGAGUCCGCCAAGUGCGAAGCGACUGAGGAAGGCCACAUUGGCCCUGAAGAUCGACAAGUACUCGGCCAUGUUGUUCCCGGCCCUCUUCGCUUUGUUCAAUGUGUUCUACUGGUAUCAUUACCUUGUUGAGUGAGUAUUCGGCUAUUAUAUUGAUUUAAUUUUAUUACUAAUGAUUACUAACUGAUAGCAGUUUGUUUAAAAAGUAUUUGAAAGCACUUUCUGUUGACCUAUUGUUUUGUUUGCCAGGCUUGCAGUGGUUUAUAUUACACUUGGUAUUGAGGAGGGAAAUGAGGAUUGUUAUGAAAUUUUUGAAACUCUUGAUUAAUAUAAUGGCAUUCCAAGUGUCAUAAUAUAGUUGACACGGAUUUUAGUUCUUUUUGAACAAGCAAUUUGCCAAGUUUUCGUCAAGAAAAAUAGAUUUUUUUGGCGGAAUCAUCACUUUUCUGGCCAUAGAUCACGUUUCACUGCAAAAACUAUGCAAUAAAAUUAUUUAUUACUGCCUAAUAGACUUUUUGUAAUAUCUGUUUUUUCCCAACAGUCAUUUUGAAUACAUUAGGGAGGCCAAAAAUCACCUUAUUUUUGGAGUUUAACUGAUAUUUUUCCCACUUAAGAAAUUUAGUAUUCUGAAGGUGAAAUACGCUUGUUUCUAAGUUUUCUGUAUAGCAUUGGCUUUUUAAACCAAAUUAAACUACAACAGUCGUCAUUUCACCUCAAUACUCACCGAUAUCUCACAUAAUUCUAUAACACCUAUGCUUUCACAAACCGCAAAACCUAUCGCCAAUUGCUCUGUUUUUGCGUCCAUCGCGAGCUGAGAGCGCCACUAACAAACACUCGUCGUGAUAGUUCAACUAACCUCCAGAUUACAAGGAUAAUUUGCAACUUGGAUCUGAAAAACCUCAAAACUUUUUUUUGCCAAUUGCCAACUUUUCAGACCGUGCGCCGCCGCGGAGAACCCACUCAAGUCCUUCUUGAGGAUCUGCACCUACUGA
Bursaphelenchus xylophilus (pine wood nematode) is the source of this 8643-nucleotide messenger RNA. The record is from the annotation of a GenBank genome assembly. NCBI's taxonomy places the organism in Eukaryota, Metazoa, Nematoda, Chromadorea, Rhabditida, Aphelenchoididae.